AUGCAUAAAUUACAUAUAAACAUUUCCAAACCAAAAGGAACUCCCUCAGAAGACACUUUUUUGCCACCCUUCUGGAACAGGACAGUUUAUCCGUAUGAGAACAGAAUUUCGCUCUUCAGUGCAUUUCAGAGACACGACGAAGGUCAGAAUAAGCGGAGAGGCAGGAGCGGCGGGGCGGCCGGGGCCUCUGCCGCCCGGCCUCGCUCCGCCGGCACUGGGUGCUCUGGGCGCCCUGCGCAGGAGCGGCGGGCGGGGCGGCAGGUGCUGGCGGCGGCGCGGAGAGGAGCCGGCCGAGCCGGGCGGGGCCGGGCCGAGCCGAGCCGAGCCGAGCGUCUUGCGCCGCCGCAGCCGGCGCAGGUUACGAAAGACCGCACAUGUCUGCAUUAUGCUGUGAGAAAACGGUUUACCUUCCUUGACUAUGUGCUCAUCAUAAUACUUAUGCCAGUUAUGCUUAUUGGAUAUCUUCUCAUGGUCUCAAAGACUAAACAGAAUGAAAACCUGAUCAAGAUGUUGCUUAGAGCUGGAGUGAACGUUAAUGCUACAGACUUUUCUGGUAGCACAGCCCUUCACUAUGCCUGUGAAAUGAAAAACCAGGCAGUCAUUCCUCUCCUGCUUGAAGCUCAUGCAGACACUUCUGUCAAGAAUCAGAAUGGAGAGACUCCCUUAGAUAUAGCAAGAAGACUGCAGUUCCACAACAUUGAAAGCAUGCUAAAGAAAACUUCCUAGUCAUCAAGAACUCUUGAUCGUACAGGAAGCUGCCUCAUCUGGCAAUCUGUCUUGCACAGCAGCAGGAGUCCCGCAGAGUUUUGAGAGCUGUUACCUGACAAAGAUGGGAUUAUCAGUACCUCCACAGCCAUGUAGGCUGGAAGGAGUUAGUGUGAUUUUACUAAGCCAUGAAUGAUUACAGCAGUGUUCAAAAUAUUGCCCUUCC
This is a messenger RNA of Apus apus (common swift), 931 nucleotides long. Its product is annotated as ankyrin repeat domain-containing protein 18A-like. The record is from RefSeq and is a predicted model, not a curated record. NCBI's taxonomy places the organism in Eukaryota, Metazoa, Chordata, Aves, Apodiformes, Apodidae. Gene Ontology annotation, molecular function: protein binding. The coding region runs from base 1 to 726 and encodes 241 amino acids. The transcript has 6 exons.